Molecule: messenger RNA, 1701 nt
Organism: Laetiporus sulphureus 93-53
Lineage: Eukaryota; Fungi; Basidiomycota; Agaricomycetes; Polyporales; Laetiporaceae
Product: P-loop containing nucleoside triphosphate hydrolase protein
Exons: 2
Coding region: 1-1701 (566 amino acids)
Cellular component (GO): membrane
Molecular function (GO): GTP binding
Source: RefSeq, a predicted model, not a curated record
AUGCGCCACGCAAACGAGGACAAGCGCCAGGCGGAGGAGUCCCGCAGGCGCGCUGAGGAGGAUAGGCAGCGUGCUGAGGCGGAGAGGGUUCGGGCGGACGACGAAGCAAGGAAGGCGCGUGUUGAGCAGGAAGCAGCCCAGCGAGCCAAAGAGGCCUCAGACAGGGCAGCCGCGCAGGCUCAGACGGCACUCGAGAAAGCCGAGAAGGACCUGAGGGAGGGUAUCAAGCCCAUCAUCGUCCCGAGUCCUGAGGAGCUCCGGCAGAAGAAGAAGGAUCUCCAGUAUCGAGAGGGACUCUUCCACUUCGCCAUCGCCGGCGUCUCGGGCAGUGGCAAGUCAUCGCUGCUCAACGCAUUCCGCGGUCUGCGCAACAAAGAUCGGGGCGCUGCCGCCACUGGCGUAACCGAGACGACGAGCGUCCCGACUCGAUACCCGGAUCCUGAUCCUCAGAAUCCAUUCGUGUGGUACGACAUUCCAGGGGCAGGAACCUUGAACAUCCCGGAUUGGGUGUACUUCAACGCGCAAGGUCUUUACAUCUUCGACUGCAUCAUCGUGCUCUUUGAUAAUCGUUUUACCGAAACGGAUGUCGCGAUUCUGAGGAACUGCGCGCGGUUCAAGAUCCCUGCAUAUAUCGUGCGCUCAAAGUCCAACCAGCAUAUUCGAAACCUCGCAGACGACCUGGAACAGGGCGAAGAUGAAAGCGAUGAGGAGGUGUUGGCGAGGGCCCUCAAGCAGUAUCUCUUGGAGACUCGUGAGAGUGUGGUGCGCAACCUGGACCUUGCGCAGCUGCCACACCAGCGCGUCUACAUUGUUGACAAAGAGAUGAUGGUACAGGCCGUGAAGGGCAAGCUCCUAAGAAACGCCCUCGAUGAAUGGGAGCUGCUGCGGGAUCUCCUCACUGAGGCACGAAAGAGGCGGAAGGAAGCGUCGGAAAGGGCUGCAGAGGAGGCAAGGGUCGCACUCGAGAAGGCAGAGAAGGACCUGAGGGAGGGCAUCAGGCCCGUCGUUCUCCCCAGCCGGGAAGAGUUUGAGCAGAAGAAGAAGGAACUGCAGUACAAACCAGGAGUCUUCCACUUCGCCAUCGCCGGCGUCUCGGGCAGCGGCAAGUCGUCGCUGCUCAACGCGUUCCGGGGCCUACGCAACAAGGAUCGAGGUGCCGCCGCCGCCGGCAUCACGGAGACGACGAGCGCCCCUACUCGGUAUCCCGAUCCCGACCCCAACAAUCCCAUCGCGUGGUACGACAUUCCUGGGGCAGGAACGCUGAACGUCCCCGACUGGGUAUACUUCAACGCUCAAGGCCUCUACAUCUUCGACUGCAUCAUCGUGCUUUUUGAUAAUCGUUUCACCGAGACGGACGUCGCGAUCCUCAGGAACUGCGCGCUGUUCCGGAUCCCUGCCUUCAUCGUCCGAUCAAAGUCGAAACAGCACAUCCGCAACCUCGCAGAUGAUCUCGAGUGGGGCGAGAAUGAGAGUGACGAGGAGCUGACGGCGCGGGCGCGGGCGCAGUACAUCUCGCAGACUCGCGAGAGUGUGGCGCGUAAUCUCGACACUGCACAGCUGCCACGCCAGCGUGUCUACAUCGUCGACAAGGAGGCGAUGGUGCAGGUCGUCAAAGGCAAGCAUCCAAAGGACAUUCUCGAUGAGUCGGAGUUGCUUCGAGAUCUCGAGACGGAAAUGACGAAGAGACGGUCGAUUGAGUGA